This is a messenger RNA of Peromyscus californicus insignis, 1072 nucleotides long. RefSeq lists its product as uncharacterized. The transcript is spliced from 2 exons. The record is from RefSeq and is a predicted model, not a curated record. The coding region runs from base 135 to 974 and encodes 279 amino acids. Lineage: Eukaryota; Metazoa; Chordata; Mammalia; Rodentia; Cricetidae.
CCCACGCGCGGCCACCGGGCCGGCCCGGACCUGCUCGGUCACCUUGGGCCUGGCGCUGACCUUCCCCGCACCCGUAUCCCCGCCCAGGCCACGGGCACGGCUUCGGCUGUGAUCGGGUAUACAGUUGGCGAUGCAUGCGUGCAGGUCACCCCCCCCCACCCCCGCAGGUGGUCUUUGCUCCUCUCCUUCUGCUCUGGAGAGCUGAUUCUGCCGCGCGGGGAGGGCUCGUGGGUGAUGUCAGGAGUGGGGACCCCCUUUCCAGCUCCCAGAGCUCCCUUUCUCGUGGAGGCCCGUCACGCGUGAUGCCCCGCGGGCAUCAGACGUGCAAGUCGCAUCGCGGGGCUGGCGGCGUCCAGGGGCCAUUGUCUGCGGCCGCGCGGAUCGAUCCGGCGCGCCCUUGGGUCAAAUAUCACUUCCAAAGUCGCCCCGGCACGGGCAGCUGGAGGGACGCCCGGGUGGCUGGGGAUGGCUGCCCUCGCCCGCGGUGGGGGGCUGCUGAACAUGGGGACCUGGGCCUGUCCAUCAGAGGGGCACCCCAUGGGCUCUGGGUCACCGGAAGCCGCCGCCGGAGGGCCAGCAAGGCCACCGGAAUUGACCGCACCCCCCCACUCCGGGGCUGGUGCAGCCUUGGGGCUCCCGGACGAUCCUUUAAACUUUGGGGCCGCUCUAGGAGCGAGAGACCCGUGGGAGAUGCCGACCCCUUUUCGGGGCCCAGCAGGGCGUGGCCUUGCUUACUGGCAGCCGCCGGGGACAGAAAGUCCCUUGGAGAAGAGGUUGGGUGCUCAGGCCAGGGGUUGCUGACCACUUUCUGUCUAGGCAUGCAGAAGCUGGGCUCUGCACCCCCAGGAUCCUUCAGGGCCUUAGAGCAGGGCAGACAGCCCCGUUUCCCAGUUGGAAAGGCAAGACAGAAGGCCUUCCCUGAGCAGACCUGCUCACCCACCCAGGGCCUGGCCAGUUCCGCCUGGCUGCCCUGAUCCUCCACCACCCGCCUGGCUGCUGGCUUUGUUCUGGCUGUGCCUGAGUUCUCUCUGCCCCAGCUGGGCCCCUUCCUGGGGCCUUUAGAAGCCACAAG